Molecule: messenger RNA, 2088 nt
Organism: Brassica oleracea var. oleracea
Lineage: Eukaryota; Viridiplantae; Streptophyta; Magnoliopsida; Brassicales; Brassicaceae
Exons: 3
Coding region: 1-2088 (695 amino acids)
Biological process (GO): DNA integration
Molecular function (GO): nucleic acid binding
Source: RefSeq, a predicted model, not a curated record
AUGGCUGAACAACGAGAUUCUCUUUCGACUCUAAGUAUAACACAAUGUGUCACUCUAACACUCUCAUAUUCAAACUAUCUUCUUUGGAAAACUCAGUUUGAAUCUUUUUUUUCUAGUCAGUCUCUUCUCGAAUUCAUCAAUGGCUCCUCUCCUCGACCAGCACCAACAGCCACAGUGCAGAAUGGUGACGUAGUUACAGAGGAAGCAAAUCCGGAGUUUGUCAAAUGGAUCAGGAAAGAUCAGUUGCUUAUGGCGUGGUUGUUUGGUUCUCUAACUAAAGAGGCUCUUCGGUCUGUGUAUGGUCUUCAGUCUGCUCAAGAAGUGUGGUUCAGUCUCGGUAAGAAGUACAACAUGGUGUAUGCUACACGCAAGCUUGACCUUCAGAGAAAGCUUCAGGGUCUGAAGAAGACUCAGAAGACGAUGGCUGAGUAUCUCAGUGAGGUAAAAAGUGUUUGUGAUCAAUUAGAUUCAAUCAGAUGUCCUGUAUCAGACCAAGAAAUGAUUUAUGGCGCUCCCAGCCGUCUUGACAAGGAGUAUGAGUCUAUCUGUACGGUCAUGGAGCACUUUAUGGACUCUGUUCCGGAAAUGAGCUUUGAAGAUGCGGUGUUUAAACUGGUUAACUUUGAUGAUAAACUCAAGGUUUACAGUCAAGCUCCAGAGGUUACACCUCACUUGGCGUUUCACACUGAUAGAGGUUAUUCCAACAGAGGUCGUGGCUACUACAACAACAGAGGAAGUCAUAGUUGUGGCUCUGGUGAUUCUGGAUCUUACUCAACGCGUGGAAGGAGCUUUCAUCAGCUGUUCUCCGGCCCCAACUCCACCAAUAGGCCUCAAUGUCAAAUAUGUGGUCGUUUUGGUCAUACUGCGGUGCACUGUUACAAUAGGUUUGAUCAGAACUACCAGUCCGCUGAAACUCUUCACAACGCCCUUACCACGGUUAAGCUCUCAGAUCAACACCAACACAAUGGACAGGAGUGGUAUCCUGAUUCAGCGGCCUCAUCUCACAUCACUAAUGAUGGGUCACGGUUGCAGUCUUCAGAGCCUUAUCUUGAUGUGUUGGUUUGUCCUAAUAUUAGAAAGUCUUUACCGUCAGUCGCGAAGCUUACUUCAGACUAUCCUUGUGAAUUGACUUUUGACAAUGAAUCUGUGUUGGUUAAGGACAAAAUGACAAAGCAGCUUGUAGAGACUCAGUUCCAGUGCAGAAUAAAAAAGUUUCAGUGUGAUGGUGGUGGGGAGUUCAUCGGUAAAAGUUUUCUUACACACUUGGCUCAGUCUGGCAUCAAACAAUUGAUCUCUUGUCCUCACACACCACAACAAAACGGGUUGUCAGAGAGGAAACACAGACACCUUACUGAUUUGGGGUUGACAAUGAUGUACAAUGGGAAAGUUCCUCACCAUCUUUGGGUCGAAGCUUUCUUCUCAUCUGUCUUUCUGAUCAAUCUCUUACCAUCUUCAGUGUUGUCUGAUCACAAAAGUCCUUAUGAGAUGCUCAAUAAAAGACAACCUGUGUAUACGGCGUUGAGAGUAUUUGGUUACAAGUGUUUUCCUUCUCUACGUCCUUAUAUGCAACAUAAGUUGGAUCCCAAGUCCUUAGUCUUUGUAUUUCUUAGAUAUAAUGAGAAGUACAAAGGCUAUUGGUGUUAUUAUCCACCUACUGGGAGAGUAUUCAUCACCAGACAUGUAUUGUUUGAUGAAAACUCUUUUCCAUUCGGUGAUAUAUACAGUAGCUAUCAUGCUAAAUCUUCCUCUGCCCUGCUCAAUGCUUGGCAAGAUGCCUCUCUGAUCCGUCAACACUCUACUCAGAUAAGUCCAAACACUGAAGAAGAGCUUGUACAUUGUCCACAGACUGUUGAAGGUACAGCUACUGCACCUCAGGUCGUUCUACCAGUACCAUCUCCUCCUCACCCUGGAUCGCCAGCUUCUGUUUCAGCGACUGAAUCAGAUGAAACAAUGACCAAUAAUCAACAGGCGGAAGUACAUGAAGAAGAAGUUCAACAACCUCAACCUGUUCAUCCAAUGACUACAAGAGCCAAGGCAGGUAUCAGUAAACCAAAUCCAAAGUAUGCUCUAUUUACUGUAAAAGAUUAG